Molecule: messenger RNA, 2070 nt
Organism: Zingiber officinale
Lineage: Eukaryota; Viridiplantae; Streptophyta; Magnoliopsida; Zingiberales; Zingiberaceae
Product: cyclin-A2-1-like
Exons: 12
Coding region: 227-1837 (536 amino acids)
Biological process (GO): mitotic cell cycle phase transition; regulation of cyclin-dependent protein serine/threonine kinase activity
Cellular component (GO): nucleus; cytoplasm; cyclin-dependent protein kinase holoenzyme complex
Molecular function (GO): cyclin-dependent protein serine/threonine kinase regulator activity
Source: RefSeq, a predicted model, not a curated record
GCUUCGAUGCGGACUUUUCUACCCUUUUUGGGCGCUGCUGUCACUCCCUUUUCCGCACUACUCGUCGCGAUCGAAUCGUCAGAAGGCCGAGCAUCGUCGUCGCCGUCUCGUGGCUGCGCCUCCACUGAGUUCCGUCGAAUACUCUACCGAUCCUGACUCUUUUCCUCUAGGUUGGGGGCGUCUGGGGUAGGCGGCGGCCGCGCCGGCGACUGCUGGGGGCUUAGUAAUGAAGAAGGAAAAUCGCUCAAGUUCUGCUCUUGAUGCUCAUUGUGGAAGAAUUACGAGGGCACGUGCUGCUGCUUUCCGUGCAACUGGUGGAUUACCUCCUUUGCCAUCGUCUGUUGCAAAUCCAGAGAGGAAGCAGUCAUGCUCAAAGAGAAGGGCUCAUGAUGAAAACAGUUAUAUUGCUCCAUGUCCGGUAGGUUCACAAUGCAAAAAGCGUGCGGUUUUGAAGGAUGUCACCAACACCUCUUCUCAGAAUGCAUCUAAAGCAUGGAUAUCAACGAGCAAAGUCCAGACUUUUGCUGUUCGAAGGCAAAAAUCAGGUCCUCCAAAAACUAAAAAGUGUGCUGAUUCCAAGGCUUCAAAUUCUUCCAUAGUUGGAAAUGUAUCAAUCAAUGAUAAUGUUGAAAACAUGUCAGAUGUAGAAGCGCAGAAGCUGGAAAGGCUGGUAUCUAAAGAAUCUUCUUCAUUGGAAAAAGUGAUAGACUCUGUAUCACACAAGGAUAUACCAACUGUAGUUAAUGAGUUUUCUAAUAACAAUGAUGAACAUAAAACGAUUGAAGAAGCAUAUAAGAUGAAGAUUUUUGAGUCAAAAGAUUCUUCUUCUUUGGAAAAAGGGGAAGAUUACCUUGCAGUGUUCAAACACCUCGAUACCACUAGGGAAAGAGAGAGCACAUGUACAACAAGUUUGGCUAGAGGACAUAACUUUGAUGGCAACCUUGAAUUCACAAAUCAGACAAAGGAAGGGAUAUUUAGCGCAUUGGAUUUCAUAGACAUUGAUACAGACCCUCGAGAUCCUCAAUUGUGCUGCACUUACGCUUCAGAGAUAUAUACAAACCAAUGUGUCAUAGAGCUUGUUCGGAGACCAGUUGCUAAUUACAUGGAAACAUUGCAGCGAGAUGUCACUCAGAGUAUGCGGGCCAUUCUAAUAGAUUGGCUUGUAGAGGUUUCUGAGGAAUACAAGCUUGUCCCAGAUACACUUUAUCUCACUGUACAUAUAAUUGACGAGUUUCUCUCACAAAACUAUAUUGAAAGACAAAGGCUUCAGCUCCUAGGCAUUACUUGCAUGCUAGUUGCCUCAAAAUAUGAAGAAAUAUGCGCUCCACGAAUGGAAGAAUUCUGUUUUAUAACUGAUAACACCUACACCAAGGAGGAGGUUUUGGAAAUGGAGAGUCAAGUGCUCAACUAUUUGGGUUUUAAGCUCUCAUUACCUACGACCAAAACCUUCCUCAGAAGAUUUUUGCGUGCCGCGAAUGCGUUGUCCGAGAACCCAACGUUGACCUUUGGGCAUCUUGCCAAUUAUUUGGCAGAGUUGACCUUAGUGGAGUAUAGCUUCUUAAAAUUUCUCCCUUCCGUCAUAGCGGCAUCCGCUGUGUUUCUCGCGAGAUGGACACUGCAAUCCCAUCAGACAAACCAUCCAUGGAACUCCACUCUCGAACAUUACACCUGCUACAAGGCCACCGAUCUGAAAGAGGCAGUGCUGGCGCUACGAGAGUUACAGAUGAACAGCAAGAGCUCUCCACUGAACGCCAUACGCGAAAAGUACAACCAGCCAAAGUUUGAGAGGGUAGCCACCCUCUCGUCACGAUUGAUCCAAGGAUCGCUCUUCUUGUAACAAACGAUGCUGUGUUCAUCUCCAACAUAACCGAUUGGUCUUACUAAAGGGCAGUUAAACUGCUAACAGCGCAUGCUUUGUCCCUUUAAAUAUGGCUACUAAUACGGUAGCUUCUCUUGUUUGUUCCCUUGUAGAGAACUUCGUUCCUGUGUUGUGUCUUCCCAUAGUGUUGGUGUGUGUAACAAAUAACGAUAACUAUUCAUGAUAAUGUUACUUCUAUGUAGCUUGUGUUA